GGGCGGAGCCGCGUGCCGCCCACGCCACUCACACUCCGAGACGCGCUGACGGGACAGGGGCGCCAGCCAAUCGGCUCCCGCCCUCUGGAGGCAGGGACUCUGGGGCGGAGACUUCGGAGACUGCAGUUGCAGUUCCAAGAUCAGAUGGAAUUGACUAUGGAUGAAUCUCAUGAUUUUGAUCAGCAAAGCUCAUGGAAUGGAAUCACAUCUGAGAAGGAAAACAACUUUCUUGUAUCAGAAGAUCAUGGACAGAAAAUUUUAAGUGUACUACAGAAUUUUAGAGAGCAAAAUGUCUUUUAUGAUUUUAAAAUAAUCAUGAAAGAUGAAAUCAUCCCAUGCCAUCGCUGUGUGUUAGCAGCGUGCAGUGAUUUUUUCAGGGCUAUGUUUGAAGUAAAUAUGAAAGAAAGAGAUGGUGGAAGUGUUACUAUUACUAAUUUAUCUUCCAAAGCAGUGAAAGCAUUUCUUGAUUAUGCUUAUACUGGAAAAACAAAGCUAACAGAUGAUAAUGUAGAAAUGUUCUUCCAGCUGUCAUCAUUUCUUCAAGUUUCUUUUCUAUCCAAAGCUUGCAGUGACUUUUUAAUAAAAAGCAUUAAUCUUGUCAAUUGCUUGCAGUUAUUAUCUAUAUCAGAUAGCUAUGGCUCUGCGCGUCUGUUUGAUCAUGCAUUGCAUUUUGUACAACACCACUUUUCUUUAUUAUUUAAAUCAAAUGACUUCUUAGAGAUGAAUUUUGGAGUAUUGCAAAAAUGUCUGGAAUCAGAUGAAUUAAAUGUUCCUGAAGAAGAAACUGUACUAAAAGUUGUCCUUAGUUGGACUAAACAUAACUUAGAAUCCAGGCAAAAGCAUCUGCCUCAUUUGAUUAAAAAAGUGAGAUUACAUCAGUUAUCUGAGGAGACACUUCAAGAAUGGUUGCUCAAGGAAGAGCAUUUACUCCGAAGCACAAACUGUUUUGACAUAAUUGUGGAUGCCAUUAAGUCUGUGCAGAAUUCCAGUGGACUUUUCCCUGAUGCUCGACCAUCCACUACUGAAAAAUACAUAUUUGUUCACAAAACUGAAGAAAAUGGAGAAAGGCAAUAUACCUUUUGCUAUAAUAUUAAAAACGACUCAUGGAAAAUUCUGCCCCAACCUCACCUGGUUGACCUUCCAGGAUCGAGUCUGUCUAGUUAUGGAGAGAAAAUAUUCUUGACGGGUGGCUGCAAGGGAUCGUGCUGCAGGACAGUGCGACUUCAUAUUGCAGAGUCGUACCAUGAUGCCACGGACCAAGCCUGGUGCUACUGUCCCAUCAAAAACGAGUUCUUCUUAGUAUCAACCAUGAAAACACCCAGAACCAUGCACACGUCAGUCAUGGCACUCAAUAGGUUGUUUGUCAUCGGUGGGAAAACUAGAGGCUCACAGGACAUUAAAAGUCUCUUAGAUGUCGAAUCAUACAACCCUCUUUCCAAAGAAUGGGUGUCGGUGAGCCCCUUACCCAGAGGGAUCUACUAUCCUGAAGCAAGCGCCUGUCAAAACAUAAUUUAUGUUCUGGGGUCAGAGGUGGAAAUCACAGACGCCUUCAACCCAUCACUGGAUUGCUUUUUCAAAUAUAAUGCUACAACUGACCAGUGGUCUGAACUGGUGGCCGAGUUUGGACAGUUCUUUCAUGCAACAUUAAUAAAGGCUGUCCCGGUCAACUGCACAUUGUACAUAUGUGACCUGUCCACCUAUAAGGUUUACAGUUUCUGUCCAGAUACUUGUGUUUGGAAGGGUGAAGGGUCUUUUGAAUGUGCAGGCUUUAAUGCAGGAGCAGUUGGAAUUGAAGACAAAAUUUACAUAUUAGGUGGUGAUUAUGCACCAGAUGAAAUCACAGAUGAAGUACAGGUCUACCACAGCAGCAGAUCUGAAUGGGAAGAAGUUUCAUCAAUGCCGAGAGCAUUAACUGAAUUUUACUGCCAAGUGAUUCAGUUUAAUAAGUACAGGGACCCCUGGUUUUCAAGUCUUUUCUAAAGACUUCGAGUUCUUAGGCAUUCUGAAACUAUUCCAGUUCCAGAGCCCUAUAGUAAAUUCGUUAAGCAGAAUAG
This is a messenger RNA of Sorex fumeus (smoky shrew), 2054 nucleotides long. RefSeq names its product kelch repeat and BTB domain containing 3 (gene KBTBD3). The record is from RefSeq and is a predicted model, not a curated record. Bases 145 to 1980 code for a protein of 611 amino acids. Gene Ontology annotation, molecular function: protein binding. The transcript is spliced from 3 exons. Lineage: Eukaryota; Metazoa; Chordata; Mammalia; Eulipotyphla; Soricidae.